AUGCCGCUGCUGCGAUUGACAACGGGAACUUUCGGCCAGCUACGCACUUUCGCGACGUCACCAGCCCUUGGGAAGAGAGUGAAGACCUUCGCUGUGUACCGCUGGAAUCCAGACGAGCCCGACAAGAAGCCUUACACUCAGAAUUAUGAGGUGGAUCUCGAUGACUGCGCUCCCAUGGUCCUGGACGCUCUGCUAAAAAUCAAAAAUGAAAUGGACCCAACGCUGACAUUCAGGCGUUCAUGUCGCGAGGGUGUAUGUGGCUCCUGUGCCAUGAACAUCGAUGGCAUAAACACACUGGCGUGCAUCAGCCACAUCGACGUAAACCUGAACAAGCCGACAAAAAUCUAUCCGUUGCCUCACAUGUACGUUGUGAAGGAUCUCGUACCAGAUCUGACUAACUUUUACCGCCAGUACCAGUCUAUCGAGCCUUGGCUGCAGCGCGACAAAGAGGCUGUGAAAGGUAAGGAGACACAGCUGCUGCAGGACGUGAAGGACCGCGAGAAACUGGACGGUCUCUACGAGUGCGUGCUGUGCGCGUGUUGCUCGACUAGUUGUCCGUCGUACUGGUGGAACGGCGACAAAUACCUCGGGCCCGCGGUGCUCAUGCAGGCCUACAGGUGGAUCAUCGACUCCCGCGACGACGCCACUCAGAAGCGUCUCUCCAAGCUGAAAGACACAUACUCUGUGUACCGCUGCCACACUAUCAUGAACUGCACACGAACAUGCCCUAAAGGUUUGAACCCUGGUCGUGCUAUUGCCCAGAUCAAAACCAUGCUGUCAGGUAUGGUCAAGAAGCAGCCACCGAUUAUGGACCCGUCAGGGCUUGAGAAGCAGGCUGCACACAACUAG
Messenger RNA from Spodoptera littoralis (African cotton leafworm), 849 nucleotides. The record is from the annotation of a GenBank genome assembly. NCBI's taxonomy places the organism in Eukaryota, Metazoa, Arthropoda, Insecta, Lepidoptera, Noctuidae.